Messenger RNA from Tilletiaria anomala UBC 951, 2712 nucleotides. Its product is annotated as putative ATP-binding cassette transporter protein, mitochondrial. Gene Ontology annotation, molecular function: ATP hydrolysis activity; ABC-type transporter activity; ATP binding. The record is from RefSeq and is a predicted model, not a curated record. NCBI's taxonomy places the organism in Eukaryota, Fungi, Basidiomycota, Exobasidiomycetes, Georgefischeriales, Tilletiariaceae. The transcript is spliced from 4 exons. Gene Ontology annotation, cellular component: mitochondrial inner membrane. Bases 477 to 2585 code for a protein of 702 amino acids. Gene Ontology annotation, biological process: intracellular iron ion homeostasis; transmembrane transport.
CCACGUACUGACAGACAUCACCGUCAUAGUCUUCAUAGCCAAGUGAUCGAUGGGGAUGCAAGCUUUUUCUGCUUGAUGUAUACGAGUGGGCCGUAUAUUCAACGCCUUGACGACAUCAAAAUAAUCUGGACAAACGCUGGCCGCUACGUGGAUGGUCCAUACCCCAGCCAUCGAGCAAACCGCGCGACCCAUCGCUCGCCAUGUCGCAUCUUCUUCGACGACAAGCGCAGGUACGGGGCGCGCUCCGCCUUUGUGAUAGAAGAGCAUUAGCCUUCAAGUCUGCGGUUCAAGCGUCUCUGGCGAGCAGGAGCUCUUCCUCAAUAGACCGCUGUGUGGUGCGAUCAACGACUCGAUGCUGCUUCUCUACGCAAUGUGUUUCUUCGCGGUCAGUGGCACCCUCGGGGCCGCUGUGGACCGCAGGGCGGCUACGACCGUCAGCAACUUUACAACCGAGGCUUCUCCAUGGGUACCGAAACAUGGCAGAGCGCGGUAAUGAUGAUCCAACAGCGCCGGCCACAGUCGGUGGGGGUCAAACGGCUGCGACAGCCAAAAUUCCACCGGUUCAGUUGCCAACAAGAAGCAAAGACGGCAAGGAAGAGGUUGCAGCAAAGCAGCUAGACGGGAACGAUCCUUUGCGGCUGAACGCGGCGUCCAAGACAACAAUUGAACAACAGCGUGCUGCAGACUGGGAUAUUAUCAAGAAGCUCAUGCAGCAUGUCUGGCCCAAGGGUGAUUGGAGUACCAAGCGGCGAGUGCUUUUGGCACUUGCAUUACUCUUUGGCGGCAAGCUUCUGAACGUCCAAGUACCGUUCUUCUUCAAAGUGAUCAUCGACAAGCUCAAUGAGACGGUCCAAGCUCCGUUGGACAUGACUAAUCCCAAUACCGUUUACGUUGUCGCAGGAAGUGCCAUUAUUGGGUACGGCUUAGCCCGUAUAGGUGCUUUAGUAUUCUCAGAGCUUCGGAACGCAAUCUUUGCAAACGUCGCCCAACGCUCGAUUCGGCGCGUCGCGAAGAGCGUCUUCACUCACCUCCUUGCGCUCGAUCUUGGAUGGCACUUGUCCCGACAGACCGGCGGUCUCACACGUGCAAUCGACCGCGGUACCAAGGGUAUAUCGUUCCUGCUCACCUCCAUCGUCUUCCACAUCGUUCCUACCGCACUCGAGAUCACCAUGGUCUGCGGAAUCUUGAGCUACAAAUGCGGGCCAACCUUUGCCGCUGUCACUGCCGUCACGAUGGCUGCGUACUCUUGGUUUACGAUCAAGACGACAAGCUGGCGCACGCGCUUCCGCAAGGAAGCAAACGCGGCGGACAAUCGCGCUGCGACAACUUCUGUCGACUCGCUGCUCAACUACGAAGCAGUCAAGUACUUUAACAACGAGAAGCACGAAGUGGACAAGUACGAUGCAGCCAUGAAGGAUUACGAAAAGAGCAGCGUCAAGGUCGCGACCAGCUUAGCUGCGCUCAACUCUGGGCAGAACAUCAUCUUCUCGACGAGUUUGACCGUGAUGAUGCUUCUUGCGGCGCAAGGUGUUAUGAAGGGAACGAUGACUGUUGGAGACCUCGUCAUGGUCAAUCAACUUGUCUUCCAACUCUCCCUGCCGCUCAACUUCCUCGGCACGGUAUAUCGCGAGCUGCGGCAAUCGCUUGUGGACAUGGAGACACUUUUUAACCUUGAAAAUGUCGACGUCAAGGUCAAGGACAAUCCGGAUGCACCACCGCUCCGUGUGACGGGCGGAGAGAUCAAGUUCGAAAACGUCACAUUUGGCUACCACCCGGAUCGGUCCAUCUUUACCGAUUGCAGCUUCACCAUUCCCGCAGGCUCCAAGGUCGCUUUCGUCGGGCCUUCUGGUUGCGGCAAAUCGACGAUUUUCCGUCUGCUCUUCCGCUUCUACGAACCUCAGAGCGGACGAAUCACGAUCGAUGGGCAAGACAUCCGCGACGUUUCUCUGGACAGUGUUCGCAAAGCGAUUGGAGUCGUGCCCCAGGAUACGCCGCUGUUCAAUGCAGAUAUCAUGCACAACAUCCGGUAUGGUCGGUUAGAUGCUUCAGAUGCAGAGGUGCAGCAUGCGGCGCAGAGGGCUAAGGUGGAUCAAAUUGUGUCCAAUCUGCCAGCCGGGUAUGAGACAAAAGUCGGUGAAAGGGGUUUGAUGAUCUCAGGCGGAGAGAAGCAGCGACUGGCCAUCGCCAGGCUGCUGCUGAAGGAUCCAGAGAUCCUUUUCUUUGAUGAGGCAACUUCUGCAUUAGACAGCUACACCGAGACAGAGCUGAUGCGCAAUAUCAAUACUACGCUACUGGACAAUCACAGAACAGCCAUCUUUGUCGCACACCGCCUGCGAACGAUCUCCAAUUGCGACGUGAUCUUUGUGCUCCGCGGCGGCAAAGUCUUGGAGAAAGGCACACACGACGACCUGAUGGCGCGCGACGGUCUCUACAGAUCGCUAUGGGGGUCGCAGUCUACCAUUGGGAUAGGACAGGGCGCGGGCGAAGGAGAGCAUAUUCAUGAGCACGAGCAUUCAGUAAAGGACGUCGCACAUAGUGAUGUACAAGCACAACAGUCGAGCGUGGAUUCGCCACGACGCCCAUAGAACAUUGCGCAUUUAGAUGGCAUGUCGCAAUGAUCUUCUAGCCUGCCCAGCUUGUUGGCGAGCUGAAGCGCAAUACGAAGCGCUCGCUGUGGAUGAUGGACCAAUUCAAUGAAUGCAUGUUGCUCGA